Molecule: messenger RNA, 2689 nt
Organism: Vicia villosa (hairy vetch)
Lineage: Eukaryota; Viridiplantae; Streptophyta; Magnoliopsida; Fabales; Fabaceae
Product: transcription factor DICHOTOMA-like
Exons: 2
Coding region: 319-1434 (371 amino acids)
Biological process (GO): regulation of secondary shoot formation
Cellular component (GO): nucleus
Molecular function (GO): sequence-specific DNA binding; DNA-binding transcription factor activity
Source: RefSeq, a predicted model, not a curated record
AUCAUUAUUAUGUUCUCUCUCUUCUUCAAGAGUACCCACCCAUGAGCCUUGUCCAUCUAAACCCAGAUAAAUAUGGAGUCUUAUUCUUCUUACUUUCCAUAUCAUUGCCCAAAAUAAAAACCCUUACCCUAUCAUUCUAAUUUUUUUUCUUCUUCUAGCUUCUCUUUAAGUCCUUAACUAGUAACUAGUUCCUUUCCAUUAAAAAUUUAUUAUAUGUGUAAAAAGCUGUUUUGAAUAAGCUACUUCACUAUAUCCCAUAAGAACAUAGCUAUAACUCUUGUGCUUUUUUGUUGUGAAAACAAGAAACUAGGGUUUCAAAUGUUUCCUUCUACUUAUUGCUCUUUAGGUUCUUACCCUAGUUAUAAUCCUAAUUCAUCUUCUUCUUCAUCUUCACAUUCAUACCCUCCUUUUACUUACCUUACCCCUGAUCAACAAAAUGCUUCUUCAAAUAACAACAACAACAAUAUCAACACUUUUCUUCAUGAUCCAACUAUUUCUGUUCCAUACACACAAACUUCACAUCAUCAUCAUCAUGUUCCAAUGAAUCCUGAAACUCUAACAAAUUGGGCUAUUGCUGAUUAUGCUGCAAUGUUGAAACAAGAUCUAAGUGGUUCUUCUUCUCAUUACAACUUCUCAAAUUUGCUUGCCAAAAAGCCGGUGAAGAAGCCGGCGAAGAAAGACCGGCACAGCAAGAUUCAUACAUCUCAAGGUUUGAGAGACAGAAGGGUGAGACUCUCCAUCGAGAUAGCGCGGAAGUUCUUCGAUCUUCAAGACAUGUUAGGGUUUGACAAAGCAAGCAACACACUUGAGUGGCUUUUCAACAAAUCAAAAGAAGCAAUUGAAGAGUUAACUAGAAGCAAAAACAAUAUAGCUUCCGGUGAGGAUGGUGUUGAUGAUCAUAGCUUCUCUUCUUCUUCGUCCGACGGAGAAGAAGACGAAGCGAGAAAAAUGAAAAGGGCACAGAAAGAAUCCUCAAGGAUGAAAGACUCAAGAGAAAAAGCAAGAGCAAGAGCAAGAGAAAGAACAAGUGAAAUGAAGAUUCAAGAUUUGAAGGAAAAGUACCCAGAAACUGAGCAUAAUCAACAACAAACUCUUCAUCAAUUGAUGCCGAACGACGAGGAAAAUUCGAAACUAGUUCAAAGAGAUGAUAUCUUUAACUUCAUAGAAGAAUCAAUUGUGAUUAAGAGAAAGUUGAAGAAAUCUUCUUCACAUCAUCAUCAACAAAACUCUAAUUUGAUGCCUAAGGAAGUAAAUUUUGAUCACAAUGACUCUCCAAUGUUAACACCAAAUUGGGAUACUAAUAAUAAUAAUAACAAUGCUGCUGCAAAUGGAAGAUCCAACUUUUCUACAAUAUCAAGAAUGAAUCUAUCAUCAGGGCUUCAGAUCUUUGGAAAAUCAUGGGAAGAAUGCAAUAACAGUCAAAAUAGAUAUUAGCUGAUGUAUACAUAUCAGCAUAUUCUGAGAUCAGAAUGAACUAUUCUAAAAGUGUUUUUAGAAGGAAUCAUUUUAUCAUUUGAAGACAUUUUAAUUUUUCUGCCCUAUUUUUCACUUUAGACAAUGUCUGUUUUUCUGUACUGAAUUUUUAUUGUUUUUGUUUUUCUCAAAGAUCAGCCAAGGGCAUGUGACAAUUUGGCUUCAAAAGAUAUAUAUGCUGCGUGUAUUAUUUCUAGCCAAUAUUUAAAGUGUGGUUGAUAUUAUAUAAAUUAUAUAAAUUAUAUAAAUUAUAUAUAUUACAGUUCAACUUUAAUUAUAUUAGAUUCUAUUAUAUUUUAUAUAAUUUUUAUUGUUGAAAAACUAUAGUUAACAUUAACUGACAUAUUGGAAAUAUUUAAGAAGCUGUAUCUAUUACAUAUAGCUAUAUACCACUUGGUGUUGGUGAUAAGAGAAGCAAGUACAGCAGAAUUAAAGAGCUUUUUGUUGCAGUGUGCAGGUUGAGUAAGAUUUACAUUUUGAAAUAUUUCUAAUUCUAUAGUAAGAAAUUCAAAUAAGCAAUUAAAAUCAAAUAUAAUGAGACAUAUAUAAUAAGAUUAUCUAUUUCAAAGGAAGCGUCUAUGUAAUCGGAUCUACGCUGGUACUAACUGAGCUGGAUUAACGACACUUGAAUAGUCUUUACUCGAUGGUAGAUUGUAUCGACAAAAAUUAUGAAAUGUUUUUUUUUCAAGAAUGGAAUUAUUUAUUUUUUCAACAGAAAAUCAUGAUUAUCAUCAAUUUGCUAGGAAAGGUUAAAGUACAGUAUUGUGAUCUUGGUAUCUAUGGUGGACCAAUUCUCUAUUGUGUUGGGAUCUACAUAUUAAAUGUUUGUUGUUGAUUCUACUGUGUGGUGUUUUGUUAUAGUGUCUCUAGUUUUGGAGUUUUGUUGUCUGAGAUGUUAUUUCACUUUUGGUUUCAGAUUACAUGAUUACACCGAUAUGGUUAGAAGAACUCCAUGCCUUGAAGAAAUUGAAAUGUACUUGAACCAACUUCGGCAGAUUGCUGAUGUUAACUGAUUCUGCAAUUUAUAUUACACGCUGCAAUUACAGAUGAUGAUAACUUCUUAUUCAUUUAAUGGUGAUUGCUGCCCUAUAGCAUGGUUUUAAGUUGCUAUUAUAGUUGCGGUUGCGAUUAUUGUAAUUAUUGUGACGGGUAUUACGACUGUUCCGACGUGAAUUUUAAUUGCAAGGUGUUAGAAAUAUAUCAUUAAAAACAUUUC